AUGGAAUUCGAUCCGAAGACGCCUCAAUUCCUCACCUCGGACCGGUCGAGCUUCGCCUCGGUCUCAGCCGACGACCGAUGGCCGGUUAUUAUCACUGGUGCCAUUGAUGACCUGCACCGGACGGUGGCUACAGUGACGGAUGAUGAGAAGGCCAAAGAGGGCAAGAGAAUUAUCGAGAAGCUUGCGACCAUGAAGUAUGAGUUGCAGCACGACCGGCAGUUGACUCCCCUGGAUGACGAUGGCGCGUCUGAUAUCGCUUCGUAUAACAAGGAGCUUGAACAGCGCGGAACUCCGAAAUGGCACAACGCACCCUGGCUCUACUCUGAGUGCUACCUCUACCGCCGUAUGGAGACCUUCUUCUCCCUAUCAAAGCACUGGAAGGGAUACGAUGUCUUCGGCCGCCAAAAGAUGUCCACCUUCAAGUCCUCCCGCCCCGCCGUGCUGGAGCUCGCUGCGCGGUACCGCGAGCUAGCUCUGGAGGCAGAAUCCGGCAAAAACGCUGAGGGUAAGUCAGCCGAGGAGGUUGCACAGGCCGAGAGACUGCUGUUCUCGGAGAUGUGUGAGAUCUGCCUCUGGGGCAAUGCUACCGAUCUCUCGCUCCUCACCUCCCUCACCUACGAGGACAUCCAGAAGCUGCAGGGCUCGCAGGCGCGCCAGGCAUCUCAGAAGAAUAUACUUGUAAACGACAUCGACUCUGCAUUCGAUGUCCUGCAGAAGGCCCGCGCGGAAAAGAAGGCUGACGAGCGUCGCGUCGAUAUCGUCCUCGAUAACUCCGGCUUCGAACUAUUCGUCGACCUGAUCCUGGCUGGAUACCUGCUAUCCGCAGGCCUGGCAACAACAAUCGUCCUGCACCCCAAGCGUCUGCCCUGGUUCGUGUCCGACGUCACGCCGAAGGACUUCGCUGACCUGCUCAACUCAAUGGUCGACCCGCAAGCAUUCUACACCGCCGCCGACGACUCGGGCAAGACCUUCCCCCAGCUCUCGGACAAAGAAGUCGAAGACGUGAAGUUCCUGUUCCAGCAGUGGAGCGAGUUCCACCAAGAUGGCAAGCUGAUCGUGCGCCCGCAUUCGUUCUGGACUACUCAGGGCUGCUACUGGCGUAUGCCCCAUGUUGCGCCCGAGCUGUUCGAGGACCUGCAGGAGAGCGAGCUUGUCCUCUUCAAGGGCGACUUGAACUACCGCAAGCUUAUCAACGAUGCCCAAUGGGAUCCCACAACCCCCUUCACAACCGCCAUUGGACCCAUGGGCCCGAAGUCCGGCAUCCGCGUCCUGGCCUUCCGCACCUGCAAGGCAGACACUGUCGUCGGUCUUCCCGCCGGCGAAGACGAGAAACUCCGCCAGCUUCCUGGCGGCGGUGGCUCCGAAGCUCGCAAGUGGGCGUGGAGCGGGAAGUGGGCUGUUGUCUCGUUCUCAGACGGCAAGGCCUAG
Molecule: messenger RNA, 1428 nt
Organism: Penicillium canariense
Lineage: Eukaryota; Fungi; Ascomycota; Eurotiomycetes; Eurotiales; Aspergillaceae
Product: damage-control phosphatase ARMT1 family protein
Exons: 6
Coding region: 1-1428 (475 amino acids)
Biological process (GO): DNA damage response
Cellular component (GO): cytoplasm; nucleus
Molecular function (GO): phosphatase activity
Source: RefSeq, a predicted model, not a curated record